AUGCUGAUCACAUAUAUAUUAGUUUUAAUUUAUGCCUAUUAUAGUAUUAACGCUGUGAGAGAUGCAAAUGUCCCAAUAAUUUUAGAAAAUCUUGGAGAAUCUUUUAUACAAAUGGGCUUAUUUUCAAGGCUCGCAAGCAUAUUUAAAGAUUUUGGAGAUAAUAUUGUAUGACAAUUUUCUUAUAAAUAUUUUGCGAUAAACAUCCAAAAUUUGGAGAUUUUUUACUCAAAAGCGAUAUCUCUUUUAAGCAAAAAUAAUCUAUGCUCAGCACAAGAUUUUUUCAUUCAAAAAAACAUAAAUUUAUGGAAAGUUAACAAUGGAAUCUAUAGGGAAAAAGCAAGCUUAUUAGACACAACCUCUCAGUUUAUCCAAUUAGUAAAUUAUAAGUAG
Messenger RNA from Blepharisma stoltei, 390 nucleotides. The record is from the annotation of a GenBank genome assembly. Lineage: Eukaryota; Ciliophora; Heterotrichea; Heterotrichida; Blepharismidae.